GGCGGCGCUUCUUUUACCUGCCGCCAGGUGGGGCCGGGCCGCUGCGUCCCGGGAGGGAGGCUUGGAGCCAGGGCGUGAAGAGCGGAGCCGCCAGACCGCGCUGCAGCGGGGCAGAGUCGGCCCGGGCGAGUAGCGGCAGCCAUGGAGGGGAGAGAGGAUGCCGAGGGCAGCUGCGAUGUAGCUUUUGCGGAAGCCCAGAGAUGGGUAGAGGCAGUCACUGGGAAAAGUUUUGGAACCAAAGAUUUUCGAGCAGCUUUAGAAAAUGGAGUCCUGUUGUGCAAUUUGAUUAACAGGAUCAAACCUGGCAUCAUUAAGAAGAUCAAUCGUCUGUCUACUCCAAUAGCUGGUUUGGAUAAUAUAAAUGUUUUUCUGAAAGCUUGUGAAAAUAUUGGAUUGAAAGAAGCUCAGCUCUUUCAUCCUGGGGAUCUUCAGGAUUUGUCCAGUCGAGUUACUGUCAAGCAAGAAGAGACCGAUAGAAGACUCAAAAAUGUUUUGAUUACAUUAUACUGGCUGGGGAGGAAAGCAAAAAACAACCCUGGUUACAAUGGUCCAUACCUUAACCUUAAAGCAUUUGAGAAAUUACUAGGACAAGCUCUGACCAGGGCCCUCGAAGAAUCCAGCAGUCUGAAAAGCAGUGGCAGGGAUAGCGGGUACGGUGAUAUUUGGUACAUUGACCGUGGAGAAGCAUUUUCACCUUCCACUAGCCAUAAAAGAGACGAUUCUUUCGAUAGCCUGGACUCCUUUGGUUCAAGAUCCUCCACAAGCUUUUCAUCAGAUAUAACCUUGAAGGGUGGCAGUGAAGGUUGCGAAAGUGACACGGACUCUGAACUGCCUUACAAAAUGCAUGAUUCUGGCAAAGAUGACAUGUCAUAUCGCAGGACUGCUGUGAUUGAACCAAAACCUACUACAGAGUUCAAUCGUUUCUUACCCAGCAAAACCAAACAGGCAUCAUAUAUGCCAGCACCGCUCAGGAAAAAAAGGACAGAGAAGAAUGAGGACAACAGAAGAAGCUGGGCAAGUCCUGUCUUCACUGAGCCAGAUGGAACAUUUUCAAGUAACCAGAGGAGGCAGAGGCAUUUGGACCCUAAAGAGGAAAGCAAGCCAAAAGUUAACAUUUCUUCAAAAUUCUCCGGCUAUUCUGAUGAUGAGGAAGAAAAGGCAGUAGGCAUCCCAAACAUUGAAAAAGAUGAUCUCUAUGUUCGCAAACUAAACUCUGCCGUUUCAAACCCAAUGGUUUCUUUUGAUAAGUUUCUACCUAAAUUUUGGACUCCAGAAAAAGAAUUGCAUUGGAAAAAAAUCAAAAAAGGAUCUUCUUCCAAACCAUGGUAUAAGGAGCUUCAGGGAUUCAGUAGAAGGAAGUCUGAUUCUGAGGAUGAAGAUUCAGUCUAUAAACAAAGCAAUGCCAAACUGACUGCUGAUUAUGUGGGGGAAUCAUUGUCCCAAAUUGCAGAAGGGGGAAUCACAUACGCCUCAGAUCAACCCAGUCAGUUUUCAUUACUUCAGACCCUCCAAAAAUACUCUGAUGACUACUUGUCUUCUGAAAAGAAGACCAAAAUUGAUCCUACUUCUGGCCCUAGGGUCAUAACAUGCAGAAAGAAUAUUUUUUUUACACCAGGAUGCAACCAGAGGAAAACUCUGAAUGGAGACCCGUAUCCAGACUUGGAAAAUGACGAUUUGUUUGUUCGGAAGACUGGGACUUUCCACAUGAAUCCAAUUGCUCUCCAAGCUUUUGAAUACUUGAGAAAAUCCUCUGAGCAAGAACCUCUUUUAGAGGGUGAAAUAAUUCUGCAACCCAGAGAGGACCAACCUGUUAUUCCAGACUUAGAAAAAGAUGACAUGAUUGUUCGUAAAGUACAAACACAUAAAAAGGGGGUGCCUUUAUCAGGUGCUCCAGACAAAUACCAUCCUGCACUCUUUCCGGAUCCUUGGAGUCUUCCACCGGAAAUCCAAUCCAAAUUUCUUUGUUUACUUGACAAGACCAUCCCAACAGAAGAUGAAAAAAAUGGUGGUAGAGUCUUAUUACCCUCUUUGCGGCAGAAGAAGGAUGAUAUGUUGACGCGCAAGAUUGAGUCCUGGAAAGUAGGAAGUAUUCUGCAGCCAGUCAGUUUUACUCCAGGUCCAUGCAGCGAAGAAGACUGGAAAAAAUGGGAGGCUAUCAGAGAGGCCAGCAAAGUUAGACACAAGAAACGCCAGAUGGUUGAGAGACUGUUUCAAAAGCUUUCUGAUGAGGAUGGGAGCAAGUCUUUGAAUGAUGUCAGUGCAGAUGAGGCCCAAAUGCUGCGCCAGGUUCGUUAUGAAGAGCUACAGAAAAUAAAAUCCAAGCUACAGGAACAAGAUCAAAAGUGGCAAGAUGAUCUAGCGAAAUGGAAAAAUCGUCGAAAAAGUUUCACUUCAGAUUUGCAGAAGAAAAAGGAGGAGAGAGAAGAAAUCGAAAGGAGAGCCUCUGAGAAUUCUGAAAGAAAUAGCAAGUCACUGAAAGAAAUGCAGCAGGACAGGGAGAACAGAGAUCAAGGAUCCUACAGCGACAAGCAGCAAAAGAGUGAACGUAGUCGAAUGUAUUUAUCAGAUGAUGUAUUUAGUGAAGAAAAACAUCCUUCCAGACCAUCAGUCGCAAAAGAUUAUCUUGUUGAAGAAGAUGCCUCUUACAGUUUUAAGAAGAAUGAAAAAUCGUAUGCUGCACAAACUAACAAAGAGAAUUCUCAAAAGCUAGAGAGCUAUGCAACAGUUGAAACUCAAAUUCCAUCUAAAAGCCUUUUAGAAGAACAGAGCUCAGUCCCUUUGUCUACUCACCAUUCAAUGAAUGAACAAAUGGGAUCAGCUCAGGUUUCAGCUUCUCUCCCCAGAAGUUACCAGAAAACAGAUACUUCUAGGUUAACAUCUGUGGUUACACCAAGACCUUUUGGUGUCCCCUCGAGAGGAAUUUCAUCACUUCCCAGAUCAUUUAUGGUGGACGAUGUCCAGAAAUAUAAUGGAGAAGUAGAUGGAGCCAAGAGAUCUCAAACUUUGCUCACCAGCUAUUCAUUUUCAACACUGGAAGCAGGACCACUUCUCUCUGCAGAUGCAAUGACAAAUGGUGGUGAGGAAGAAAAGGAAAGCAUUAAAAGAAAAGAGUCUCCUACCCUGAGAGCCUCUGCUACAUCCCAAUACCAGGAUGCAGUGUCCCCUGAUCUUAAAUCAGAGUAUUAUACUCAUCCUGACCCUGUUACAGUUGCAGCUUCUGUGGAAAUAAGAAGCCUGCCAGAGCCAGAGGUUUCAGUGUCACAGGACCAGUACAGUGAAAUGAGAAUCAGUAUAAACCAGAGAUCUGGUAAUAGUCGCAACUUUGGGUUCACCACAAAUUGGAAACCUUCUGGGGUUUUUGUACAGACAAUUGAAGAAGGUAGCACUGCAGACCUUGGCCAGCUGCAAGUAGAUGAUGAAAUCAUUGCUGUUGAUGGCGCAAGAGUUUCACAAAUGGACCAUAAUCAGUGGGAGGAAGCCAUGGCCAAUGCACUAGAAACUGGAAACUUGGUCAUGGAUGUCAGACGAUAUGGAAAAAAUGAUUGGGGCAAAGACCAGCCUUCCCUGCCAUAUGUAAGGCAUAAAAUCCUCAAUCUCACCAGUAUGGCUACCAACAUUGUAGGUACACCUGAAAAUAAAUGGAUUGAUGCAACUUCUGGAGAUCACAAUUCUACCAACUCUUCAGACAUAUCAGCCAAAAGAGAUUUCUCCUACAGCCUUCAAAAUUCUGAUGCUGGAGCAAAAGUGAUAAAUGGAAUGCAAGCAGAUAUGAGCUCUAAUGAGCAAAAAGAAUCUGAACCUAUUUCUUUGAAAAACUUAAAAAGACGGUCACAAUUUUUUGAACAAGGAGGCUCAGAGCCUGCAGUGUCUGAUCUCCUAGUUCCAUCUAUUAAUGCUCCGAGUCGUUGGACUUGGGACCAAGAAGAAGAGAGAAAACGACAGGAAAAAUGGCAGAAAGAACAGGAACGUUUACUUCAGGAGAAAUACAAACGUGAACAGGAGAAAUUACGGGAAGAAUGGCUACACGCUCAGCAAGAAGCAGAAAGAGAGAGUUCCAAAUAUUUAGAUGAGGAGCCGACUGUCCUAACCUUAAACGCGGUAUCGGUACCUGCACAUGCACCACCUAUUUCUAGCUGGAGAACAAACAUGGGAGAAGACAUUGAUGUUCUUAAAGGAGGCCGAAAACAUGAGUGGGGGGAACCGCAGCAGAAUGAGGAAGAGAAGGAAAUGGAAAGGAGGAGACUCCAGGAGGAAAGAAGACUUCAAGAGGAAAAAGCCCUGCAUUUGGAGCAAAAAAGGAAAGCCCAAGAACUAGAGCUUGAAAGAGAGCAGAAAGAAAAGGAACAACAAUAUGCCGAAGAGCAGAAGCGGCGAGCAGAGGCCGAGGAGCAGAAGCGGCGCAUGGAAAAAGAAAGGGAGAUACCAAUACAGAUGCCCCAAUACCGAAGACAUUAUGACCAUUAUGAAGUAUCUAAAAACUUUGAAGAUCCAUCUGGCCACUUUCUUGCUGACAGAAAUAAAUCCAGAUCGACUUCAGAACUGGAUGAUUACCCCAGAAGUCGAAAUGGUGAAUAUGGAAAACCAUUAGGUGGUAUUGCCCAAUGGCUGUUGCAAGAUGAGUUAAACCGAAAGCAAAGUACGAAGACUCUGCAAAAGGCAAAAGAACCAGAGCUGGAGGCUAAAAGAAAACAAAUGGUUUAUCAGAUGGAACAUGCUAACCCAGACCAAGGUACAAACAACAAAUAUUUGGAAAAGUCUUGGAAUGUCAGUGAUUCACAGAAGGGGUCUCAGAAAGAGCAUGCCCCGUCUUCAGCAGAAAUAGAGAGACAACAUAUCCUUCAGGAAAUGAGAAAGAAAACAUCACUACAUACAGACAACAGCUGGAUUAGGCAGCGUAGUUCUAGUGUGCAUAAGGACCCUGUUAAUCUUCACAAGAAUACAAUGAAGAGAGGUGAAUCUUUAGAUAAUCUUGAUUCCUCAAGAACAAGUUCAUGGAGACAUCCACCUUGGACGAAUCAAUCUGCCUCUUCCACAUCCUUGUCGUCUAAUCAAGAUUUUAGUCGCUCUGCUGCUCCACUAGUGUCUACUUCGAACCGAGCUUACAUGCGUACCCCCUCCUCCAGUGUAGCACUUCCUUCAGCCAGCUCUGGAAGAUCAGCAACUUCGUCCCACAGUUUCCCCUCAGCACCUUCUUCUGUACCUCGUGCUCAGUUUCCUACCUCUGCUUCCCAAUCAGGAGCUCAGCAGCGGAAUAGGUCAGUCAGUGGGAAGAAAAUAUGUUCAUACUGUAAUAACGUUCUGGGCAAAGGAGCAGCCAUGAUCAUCGAAUCUCUUGGUCUUUGUUAUCAUUUACAUUGUUUUAAGUGCACGGCUUGUGCAUGCGACCUCGGAGGCUCACACUCAGGAGCUGAAGUCAGGAUCCGAAACAAUGAACUCUUCUGCAACGACUGCUAUGUCAAAUUUAAAACUGGACAGCCAACCUCCAUGUGAAGCAACCAUAAAUAUGAAACCAUUGUUGCAGAUAGAAGAGGAGGUGGUUGCUGGUGAUGUAGAUCUAUAAAUAUGUAUUUCCUUUGUGGUUUUUAAGGGUAACUUUUUUGCCUGUCUAGAUUAUGUAGAAGAUGCAUUGUAUCUUUCAUUCAACUUUAGUUAUUUAUGAGAAUGUAAUCACAAGAAGGAAAUCUCUUGGGGGGAAAACACAUUCACUUUUUGAGUUCAAUGUACUUAAAAGCACAAGGGAGAACAAACAUUUAUCCGUAAUAACUUCAAAACAUUUUUGAGGCUGUUAAUCAGCUAGCAGAGUUUCCAAUGGUAUAUGAAGAUGGUAUUUUGUUUUUAUGCUCUUAAAUGAGCACUACUGAAAUAGUUAAUAUAAAUAUGUAUUUGUAAUUGCUAUCUUUAUUUUUGACAUAUGCUACGAGGUGAAUUCUCUAGAAUAAUAUGAAGCUGCAUUAAAAUGUACACCAAAAUGUUUGCUUUCUGUAUUCUGGUUUCUAAAACUGUUUACUGUUUGCUUUUUGAAAGUAAAAUACAAAGUAUACUCUGUUUGCUCAGUGGUGAUGGCAUAAUGUUUUGUAUAAGAACAAUGGAACCUCUUUGGAGGAAAGGGGUCUCUUUUCUCUUUAUAAUUGAAAAAUAUAACUAUCAGUUUCCCCUCAAAGAAGUUAAUCCAGAAAGUGGAGAAUUUUUUGUUGAAUUCCAGUAUAUUUGUAAAUAAAUGUUCUGAUGCUGAAUUUAUUAGGUAUUUCUUUCUCUUUCCUGCCUUUCAAAAUAUCCAGAGCCAUGAAUGGUGCAUAGAGUGAAUUUGCUGAACAAUAAAUAUGAUUGUUUGAAA
Dermochelys coriacea (leatherback sea turtle) is the source of this 6334-nucleotide messenger RNA. It is a transcript of the gene LMO7, whose product is annotated as LIM domain 7. Bases 142 to 5490 code for a protein of 1782 amino acids. Lineage: Eukaryota; Metazoa; Chordata; Testudines; Dermochelyidae. The transcript is spliced from 34 exons. Gene Ontology annotation, molecular function: protein binding. Gene Ontology annotation, biological process: regulation of signaling; regulation of cell adhesion. The record is from RefSeq and is a predicted model, not a curated record.